Molecule: messenger RNA, 1987 nt
Organism: Coregonus sp. 'balchen'
Lineage: Eukaryota; Metazoa; Chordata; Actinopteri; Salmoniformes; Salmonidae
Source: the annotation of a GenBank genome assembly
GUUCAGUUUUCUCUAUUGGCUGCACCUGCUAGUUAAUUGGUUGUCUUGUGGAAGUAGGGCCAUGGUAAGUUUUGCUAGGCUGCAAUGUGUAGUGCAAGUGUUGCCUUACAGGAAGUAAAAUAAACAGAACAGUGUUGAGAAAUCUCCAACAGGCAUGGGGCUGAGUUAUAUGCUUCUGCUCUUCUCUGGCUUGUGCCUGUGCUCAAUUGGUAAGAUCUUCUUUUAAUAGGAUGAAAUUGUCUGUGUUUAGUAGAAGUUGGAGGAUUUGCAUGUCAUGUUUGAAGCCAGUUGGUUAUCUUGGUUUUCUUAGGAUCUGUGGAUUUUGUCAACUUACGUCCACAAUUAACAAUUCUGAUUACUUUACCAUAACAUAAUCACACAAUGUAUGUAAUUACAAAAAUGUUGAAUAAUGAGUUGUCUCUUUGAUCAGUAGAAAUGCAUGACAGUUGAUCAUUCUUGUGCAAUAAUGCAGCUAUAUCCUGUUGACUAGAUUUCUGUUAGUAUUAGGCGGUUAUGGCUUGGUUUCAGUUUGUUCGUGGGGAGUCAGAUUUCUCUGCUCAUGUUGGUUGACUAUUUAUCGGUAUGAGAAAAAUAUUGUGUGGCACUUGCCUUUGGCUACAGUUCUGACUUUGAGUUGUUGCACGGUCUUGUGUAAGCUGACCUAAUUCGGUGUUUAUAGGAAGAGUGUAAGACCUGUAGAACCUAAAACCUGUUACUCUAAUGUAGCAAACAUUUUGUGAAUGUUAUCUUGUGUUCAAUUAGCACUUUUUGUUGUUUCCAGUCAGUUGCCACAGGUUUGUGCCUGGCGCGCCAUAUAAUAUCAGCACGAAUGACAAGGGGGUCCUAAAGGCAGUGCUUCAUGGGACCUAUUCAUUUAACAAUCAGACCAAUGAUGCUUUCCUCUUCAAGCCAUUUGCAAUUGAGAAAGCAGAAAGACAGGUAUGGAGGACUUACAAUAACUGACAAUUUAUACUGGAGUAGUCCUAUCGAAUGUGUUCCAUAUGGCGUCGAAAUAAGGAUGAAAACUAUGUUGAACUGAAUAAGUUUAUACUUCGCUGGUAUAGUCCAACUAUAUUGUGAACUAUACCAUUUGGCAUUGUUCUCCAACUCGGGUCCUCGAAUACCCCCAACAGCACAUUUAUGUUGUAGCCCUGGACAAACUCAACUCAUUGAGGGCUUGAUGAUUAGUUGAUACGUUGAAUCAGGUGUGCUUGUCCAGGGCUACAAUAGAAAUGAGUACUGUUGGGGCUACUCAAGGACUGGAGUUGGGAAACACUGGCGUAUGGUUCACUAUAGUUGGACUAUACCAGUGAGGCAUAAACUUCUUCAGUUCAACAUAGCUUUCUGUUACAGAUUGUAAGGGGACUCAAAUACAUUAUGGAAGUAGACCUCUCACGGACUGUGUGCCGCAAAAACAGACACAGCGACACAGACCUGGCCAACUGCAAGUUCCAACCAGAUGGUUUGUUACAGCAGGUAUUGUACAGUACACAUUUUUAGUAUAGAAAUAAGUAGUGCAUUGAAUUUAAAUAUGAUACAUUAUGUUGAAGUUGUAUGUAUAGCAAUUGGGUGAAGAUCAACACUAAUUUUGACUGGCGAGUGGAUCAUAGCUGAAAGUCAACAUUGUUGGAGUGAUUCAUUAUAAUAGAGUGCAUGUUUGUCUUUCAGACCUUCCACUGUGACUUUGAGGUUUGGACUAUGCCUUGGCUCCACUUCAUGAAGACUACCUAUUUUUCUUGCAGUCCAUCUGACCGACCUUCAACUUCUCCAUGAAACCCAAUCCUUCAUGGUUUCAAUGUUCUGAGGAAGUUCCUUAGCCAUUUCCCUCUAAACAUGAUCAUAACUGAGCAUUUUCAUUUUUCUAAAUAAAAUUGAGCCUUAACGUAUGGUAUAACAAUGGCAAUUACCAUGUUUCUUGAGUACCAAUAUGUAUUUUAGGGUAACUUACACAGCUACAACAACCUAAAGCCACCUAACCUUGUAAUCC